Messenger RNA from Columba livia (rock pigeon), 3201 nucleotides. It is a transcript of the gene CAPN10, whose product is annotated as calpain 10. Gene Ontology annotation, biological process: proteolysis. NCBI's taxonomy places the organism in Eukaryota, Metazoa, Chordata, Aves, Columbiformes, Columbidae. The transcript has 13 exons. Gene Ontology annotation, cellular component: cytoplasm. The record is from RefSeq and is a predicted model, not a curated record. The coding region runs from base 357 to 2384 and encodes 675 amino acids. Gene Ontology annotation, molecular function: calcium-dependent cysteine-type endopeptidase activity.
GUGCGAGCAGCACGUGCCUGUCUGCCGCCAUCUCAUUGGCCAGCAACCCAGUCCGUUUCCUGAAGGGGCGGGGAGAGCGCGGCGGCGUUGCCGCGGGAACGGCCGCGCCGGGCAUGGCUGCGGGGCGGCACCCGCGAGCCGGGAACCUCCAGGGCGGUCGCAGGUGCUGCCAGCAGCCGGCGAUGCCGUGGGUCAGGCUGCUCCGUGGGCAGAGGGAGGAGCUUUUGUGCUCCCGGGUCGAUCUCCCGGCUGCUGGUGCCUCAGCUGCAGCUCCCGAGUGACGCUCCUGCGGUUCCGCUGCUGCGCGGACAGAGUCGUGGGAAAGGCCGGUGCAGCUGCCGCGGCUUGUGCUGAAAAUGCUGGGAGAGACAAAGCCCGUCGUGGUGAAGAGAGACCUUUACACAGACCCCGCGUUUCCCGCCAGCGACACCUCUCUGUUCUUUGACUGUUGCACCCCACUUGCCCAGUUCAGAGGCCAGAUAUCUUGGCUGAGACCGAAGGUGAGUGUUAAGGACAUUUGUUCUACUCCUCGGUUGUUUUCCAACAAUCCGCAGGAUGUGCAAGUGAAACAAGGAAUUUUGGGAGAUUGUUGGUUCCUGUGUGCCUGUGUAGCUUUGCAGAAGAGCAAAUACCUACUGAAUAAGGUGAUCCCCCCAGGUCAGCCCAGCUGGGCAGAUGAUUCGUACCGAGGCUGUUUCACUUGUCGGGUCUGGCAGUUUGGGCGCUGGGUGGACGUGACCAUCGACGAUCGCUUGCCUUGCCUCGGUGGGAAACUCUGCUUUUCCCAAUGUCAGACGGAGGAUUUGUUUUGGCUUCCACUGUUGGAAAAAGCUUAUGCAAAAGUGCACGGGUCCUACGAACAGCUGUGGGCAGGACAGGUGGCAGAUGCUCUGGUUGAUCUGACUGGAGGAAUUGCUGAAAGAUGGACCCUGAAAGGCCCUGGAAGAAACGUGGAGAAAGAGAAGACUGGCACAGUUUUGGAGAAAGCCGUGUUUAGGAGAUUAAUGAAUCUGAAGGAACAGUGUGUAAUAAGCUGCUCAGUCCUCGAUUCCAGACAAGGUACAAGUGAACGAGGAGAAUUUCAUGCCUUUAUUGUGAUAGACGUGUUGAAUCUGUCUGAAGCGUCAGGCAGGGAAAUCUUCCUACUACGAAUCCGAAACCCUUGGGGGAGGCGGUGCUGGAGUGGUCCCUGGUGUGAGGGCGGUCAAGGCUGGAGCCGGCUGGAUCCAGCAGUUGCCUCGGAACUGCUCUCCCAGAUCCAAGAGGGGGAAUUCUGGGUUGAUGAAGAGGAGUUUUUCAGGGAAUUUGAUGAGAUCACCAUGGGCUUUCCAGUCAAUGAGGAAGGACAGCUGCAGAGCCUCUAUUCAGAGAAAGUGCUGUAUCACUCGCAGAAUCUCUUUGGCUCCUGGGUGAGAGGCCAGUCUGCAGGUGGCUGCCGUAACAACAGCAGCUUCCCCACCAACCCAAAGUUCUGGCUGAGGGUCUGUGAAAAGAGCGAGGUGUGCAUUGCUCUGCUGCAGAAACACCGGGAAUACAGAGCUGACUGGGCUGGAAGAAGGAGAAAUCUGGCUCAUUUAGCAGAGGAAAAGCUGUGUUUGACUGAAGGCAUCCAGGGGAAGAAUUACCAGGCUGUGGGAUUGCAUGUCUGGAAGGUGGAGAAGAAACGAUUUAACCUUCCCAAGACCCUCUCUGCUCCUCCGGUUGUAGGUACCGUCUGCCAUUCCUAUGACAGGGAGGUGCAUGUGUGCUCCGACCUGUCGCCUGGCUUUUAUCUUGUUGUUCCCAGCACCUUUCUGAAAGAUGCAGUGGGCAAUUUCUUGCUUCGUGUGUUUUCAACAGGAAGGAUCUCUCUCAGCGAGCUGAAGCCACCGCCCAGAGAUGCCGCCCUCUGUGAAGAGCUCCCGCCAGGUGAAUGGGAGACAGUGCAGCUGCACGGCUGCUGGAAAAAGGGACAAAGUGCUGGAGGCAGCAGGAACUUCCCCUCAUUCCACAUCAAUCCCAGCUUUCCCCUCUCCAUUCCUGCAGGACCAGGAAAAAGCAGUGUGAAAGUUACCCUGCGUCAGCACUGCCAGGAUAGCAAGUGCCGUCCUAUAGGUUUCCAUAUUUUCCAGGUGCCGGACAGCAGCUGGGAGCCACAUAGUUCUUAUGUGCAGCUGGAGCCGCUGGUGAGCUGUGUCCCUCACUGCCACGCGCAGGAGGUGACGCGGCUGUGCCAGCUCCCCCCGGGCAGCUACGUCAUCGUGCCUUCUACGUACCUGCCCAACACGGAAGGCAGUUUUACAGUGGUCAUAGCAACCAAAAUAGACAGGAAGCACAUUCACAGCCGGGAGACGCUUGGACAAGUAUUGCAAGAAAUGUCGUUUACAACCAUCAUGAAAAGGUGACCUGGAAUUCUCACACUGUCAUUUCAAGAGCCAUUGGAAUGCUGUUGUCAGUUUUAAAUGGAACAACACGAAGACACUCUUGGCCUGGCUGUUCUUCACUGGUACCAGCUGUCAGGUCUACAACAACUCUUUGUAAAAAUACCUCCUUAAUCACGUAUACCCUGAAUAUUUGUUCUUCCUGUGUAUUUUAGAACUGGCAUUGUACAGCAAAUCUUCAUAAUGUACCUCAGUUCUUCAGAAGUGCAAGUGAAGAACAGGUGCAUGUGUUAAGCCAAGCUACGGUUUGGGAAGAAAACCAGAAAUGUGCAUUAUGACAUAUGAAACAUUUAAAAUUUUUUUUAAAAAAUCAGUCUUACAGAAUAACUUCAGGAGACCAAAGGGGUAACCCUCGAGGAAAGAAAGAAACUGGAGUAUUUUUUUUCAGGAUGGUUCAAGAACCAUCCAAAUACACUGGAAUAGAAGAAGUUGCAGCUUGUGUCCUACACUGCCAGUCAUGCUGCUGAGCACUUUACCAUGGGCCCUUUGCUGAACCAUGCAAACGGUGGGUUGAAAAGAAAGGAAAAAAUAAUUAAGACUUGAAAUCUUUUGUUUAUGAACUAUCAGGUGAAACUGCUUUUGUAAAUCUGCAAGAACGUGUUUUAUGGAAGAUCUGUCCUCAGUGUAAAAAAGACGAUGUUUAAGAGCUUUUUCUUAAUUUCUGUUCAAAAGUAUUUCUUAUUCAAGGAGGAUUUUUUAGAUGUUAUAUUUUCCUCAAUAAAAAUGGAGUGAUGUUAAAAAAUUUCAACAUGUCUUCUAUUAAAAAGGUGAAAACUGUCAA